CGGCAUGACGUCAUAAGACUGCACCGCUCCUGCAUCUGCGAUUUUGCUGAAGAAAGGCCAGUGUCCAAACACAAAGAAAAACUCCUGGUGAAGCAUGUGACUCACUAUUAUAAAGAUGGCGUUUAUUAAAGAGGAGAGUGAAGACCUGAGGAUUGAAGAAACAUUCAGUGUCAAACAUGAAGAAACUGAGGAACAAAGAAAGAUGGCGUUGGUCAAAGAGGAGAGUGAAAACGUUAAGAUUGAAGAAACAUUCAGUGUCAAACAUGAAGAUACUGAGACCCAAACAAAGAUGGCGUUGAUUAAAGAGGAGAGUGAAAACGUUAAGAUUGAAGAAACAUUCAGUGUCAAACAUGAAGAUACUGAGGAACAAAGAAAGAUGGCGUUUAUUAAAGAGGAGAGUGAAGACCUGAAGAUUGAAGAAACAUUCAGUGUCAAACAUGAAGAUAUUGAGACACAAACAGACCCGAUGGCUCUGAAAGAAGAGAGUCAAGAACUUAAUGAAGUGGAAGAGAAAUGUCAUGAAACAGACACUAAAAAUCUCCAGAUAAAAGUGCACACUGGAGAGAAGCCUUUGACCUGCAAACAGUGUGGAAAGACUUUCAAGCGAAAAGACAACCUUAAAAUCCACUUAAAAAUCCAUACUGGAGAGAAGCCGUUCAUCUGCAAAAAGUGUGGGAAGAGUUUCUUACUUAAAGGAAAUCUUAAGACUCACAUGAUAGUUCACACUAGAGAGAAGCCAUUCACAUGCUCUCAGUGUGGAAGGAGUUUUACACAGAAAAAAUCCCUUACAGUCCACAUGCGAAUUCACACUAGAGAGAAGCCUUUUACCUGCAAACAGUGUGGGAAGACUUUCUCACUAAAAGGAAAUCUUAAAACUCACAUGCGAAUUCACACAGGAGAGAAGCCAUUCACAUGCUCCCAGUGUGAAAAUAGUUUUAAGCAUAAAAGAGAACUUAAUGCCCACAUGAGAAAUCACUCUGGGAAGAAGCCAUACACUUGCAAACAGUGUGGGAAGAUUUUUUCACUAAAAGGAACUCUUAAAAUUCAUAAGCGAAUUCACACUGGCGAGAAGCCAUUCAUAUGCUCUCAGUGUGGGCAGAGUUUUAAACAGAAAAGAGAACUUAAUGCCCACAUGAAAGUACACACUGGAGAGAAGCCUUACACCUGCGAACUGUGUGGGAAGAGCUUCACAGUAAAAGAAAGGUUUAAGACUCAUAUGACGAUUCACACUGGAGAGAAGCCGUUUGUUUGUGACCAGUGUGGAAAGAGUUUUAAACGUAGAGCACACCUUAAUCAUCACAUGAAGAUUCACUCAGGAGAGACGUGUUUUAUAUGUCAUCAGUGCGAAAGGAGUUUCUCAGACAGGAAUCACCUUGAGAAUCAUGUAAAAAUUCACAUCGGGGAGAAACCUUACAUGUGUCAUCAAUGUGGAAAGAGUUUAACAAACAAAGCAAACCUUGAGGAUCACAUGAGAGUUCACACUGGAGAAAAGCCUUUCACCUGUCCUCAGUGUGGAAAGAGUUUUACGAUUAAAGGAGAUCUUAAUAUACACAUGAGAGUUCACAUUGGAGAGAAGCCGUACAAGUGUUUUCAGUGUGAGAAGAGUUUCACAGACAGGAAUCAGCUUAAGGAUCAUAUAAAAAUACAUAUCGGAGAGAAGCCUUUCAUGUGCAAUGAGUGUGGAAAGAGUUUCACAUACAGAGCACACCUUGAGUAUCACAUGAGAAUUCACACUGGAGAAAAGCCUUUCACCUGUCCUCAGUGUGGAAGGAGCUUCACGGUGAAAGGAAACCUUAAGCUGCACAUGAGAGUUCACACUGGAGAGAAGCCGUACAAGUGUCGUCAGUGUGACAUGAGUUUCCCGUAUCACAUAAGCCUGAAACAGCAUUUACAAACUCAUUGUGGAAAGAAAAUGACGUUUCCUCAGUGUGACGAGGUUAUAAAACAGGAGCAAUUUUAACAAUAAUCAGCACAUUCACUCUGGAGAAAGACAUUUCAAUAGAGGGAAUGCAUUGACACGUGACUUUCCCGCCGGAACAACCCCCCUCAGCCUGACC
Molecule: messenger RNA, 2057 nt
Organism: Pimephales promelas (fathead minnow)
Lineage: Eukaryota; Metazoa; Chordata; Actinopteri; Cypriniformes; Leuciscidae
Biological process (GO): regulation of transcription by RNA polymerase II
Cellular component (GO): nucleus
Molecular function (GO): DNA-binding transcription factor activity, RNA polymerase II-specific
Source: RefSeq, a predicted model, not a curated record